GUCCUUUUCCUGCCCCGGGGGACGGGGUCUUUCUCCCUCUCUCUCUCUGGCAGAUAGAAUUGGUGGCCAGGGUUUUUCAUCUGCCACUGCUCUUAUGUUCUUGUGAAGAGACUAGAAGCCAAUGAGAGAGGCUGCCUGGGAGAGGAGGGAAGAUUGCAGCAAGAUUGUCUGAGAACUUGCAGAACUUUCCAGGACCUACCAGAACAAAAUGGAGGGGCUUCAGAAGGGUGGAGAAGACACCUGCAUCAAAGGUGGAGGAGAAGAGAGCUUAAAUCCAGGAUCAUUUUGGUUGAGGAUCAUCGUGGCGGGCAAAACAGGCGGCGGGAAAAGCGCCACCGGGAACAGCAUCCUCGGCCAGCCAGUGUUUGAGUCCAGGCUGGGGGCCCAGUCGGUGACCAGGAAGUGCCAGGGGGCCACGGGCACGUGGAACGGGAGGAGCAUCCUGGUGGUGGACACGCCCCCCAUCUUUGAGGCGAGGGCCCAGGACCAGGAGGUGUACGAGAACAUCGGGGACUGCUACCUGCUCUCGGCCCCGGGGCCUCACGUGCUGCUGCUGGUGACCCAGCUGGGGCGCUUCACAGAGCAGGACGUGGUGGCCGUGACCAGGGUGAAGGAGGUCUUUGGGGCGAGAGCCCUGAGACACACGGUCAUCCUGUUCACCCACAAGGAGGACUUAGCGGACGGAUCCUUGCAUGACUACGUAGCCAACACAGACAACCUGAGGCUGAGGGGCCUGGUCCGGGAGUGCGGGCAGAGGUACUGCGCCUUCAACAACCGGGCGUCCGGCGACGAGCGGGGGGAGCAGCUGGCCGGGCUGAUGGCCGUGGUCGAGGGGCUGGAGAGGGAGCACCAGGGCGCCUACCUCAGCAACGACCUCUUCUUUGAUGCACAGCGGCUCCAGCAGGGCGGGGGCGACCCCCAUGGGGAAGGUCACGUGCGCUACCUGGCCAAGGUGCGGUCGCAUGUUGCAAAGCAAAAGCAAGACCUGCAAGAAGCCCAGAGAAACUGUGCCUUCAAGGUGCUCCUCCGAGUCAAAAACUGGAUCGUUGUGCAUGAUGAGCUUUGUGUUUGUCUUGUUUGGUGCAGCUUACUUUUUCUUCUUAUUCUGCUGAUCAUCUGGUAUCAUCUUUAAUUCUCUGUCUCAUCUGUUUGUCAGAGCCUUUUCUAAAGUAUCACCUCAAGGAUUCAUUGUUCAUUUCAGAAAUAAAUUCUCUUGGUCUGCAGAGGUCAUUGUUUGUCAUCUCUGCAGCUCCCAUCUUCCUUGUAGAUUUCUGGCUUGGUUCAUGCCUCCACCACCCCUUCGGUGAAGCUAUGUGCCUCAGAAGAAGAUGACAAUGGCUCAGUUCGAGGGAUGCCUGGCUGGUCUAUAUACAAUCUCAUUUUCUUUGUAGUGAGCAGCUCAGGCAUAGGCCUGAGACCCAAUUCAGGCCAAUGGGAAGUGAGAAAAAGUCUGCAGAGGUGGGGCCAGAAGGUUUCUCCUUGCCCAGGAGAGACCCCCAUAGAGAGUCAGGCUCUUCCUCCUCUGAGCAUUGUUGGAUCUGAGUGUAAUGCUUGGAAUGACAGCAGCCACGUGGCUACCGACCUGAGGUUGAAGCCAAGCAGAAUGAUGGAAUCAACCCGAGCCACCGACUCAACCAGCCCUGAA
Messenger RNA from Balaenoptera acutorostrata (minke whale), 1645 nucleotides. Its product is annotated as GTPase IMAP family member 5-like. NCBI's taxonomy places the organism in Eukaryota, Metazoa, Chordata, Mammalia, Artiodactyla, Balaenopteridae. The record is from RefSeq and is a predicted model, not a curated record. Gene Ontology annotation, molecular function: GTP binding. The coding region runs from base 209 to 1132 and encodes 307 amino acids. The transcript has 3 exons.